This is a messenger RNA of Fusarium oxysporum Fo47, 1010 nucleotides long. RefSeq lists its product as uncharacterized. NCBI's taxonomy places the organism in Eukaryota, Fungi, Ascomycota, Sordariomycetes, Hypocreales, Nectriaceae. The coding region runs from base 348 to 791 and encodes 147 amino acids. The record is from RefSeq and is a predicted model, not a curated record. The transcript has a single exon.
AUUCAUUCAUUCAUUCAUUCAUUUGCUUACUUACUUACUUACUCACUCACUCACCGGACUCUACGGAGAAGACCGCUUGUUCGCUUCGCUUGUCGAUAGCCACCCCGCCAAAGCCAAUCCAAUCCACCAUCACAUCACGUAUGAUCUUGUGAUCGUUGAUCAUAGACCAAGAAAUAUUCUUACUCAGAAGUGAAUCUUGCAGAGAAUAAGAGAUUGGGCUGUUUUGACCUCUUGACUGCUACAAAUACUUGAUACAUCAUUGCCCCAGACACUCAAUCUCUCCUCUUAUUCUCUUCUUCUUACAAGCCAACCGCUCACCAUCGUCACCACUUACAAUAACCGCCAGAAUGAUGCGAGGAGAGAUUCCUUCACGGCAUCACAGGGCCUUUGGUCAGCGAAGACUCGCAAAGAACCCAAAUCUUCAACGAAAGCUGGAACAGAUGGCUCUUCCACUUGCACCUCUUGUCCAGCUCACCACAGGCGCUGUUCAUCCUUCUUUUCCCACCACGGUCCUCAACUUUUGGCUCCUCACCGAUGAGCAGCUAGAGUCUCUUGCACAUUUCUACCACCAGAGGACGCCAUCGCCUUGGACAAAUCAGUACCCCUGCCCAGUCACCUGGAGAUCUGAUCUGCCUCUUGAGGAGAAGCGACGCAAGAUGGGCAAGUUUAUCGGUCUUCGGGGCUGUGAAUCCCCCAUCCUUCUUAAGACGGAGGAGGAGAUCCUAGCAGAGGCACGAAAGGCGAGACUCGCAGCCGAAGAGGAUCUUUGGAGGCGAAAACACUUUUCCUAAUGCAUCAAGCAAUCCGAGGCAUACGGUGUUACUGCGGUUAAUAACGGAGGACAGUCUGCUUUCAAUCUUUGGGGGUAUUGGAUUUAGAGGAGUUUUACAUGUCCUUUCUGCGUGUUCUUUGCAUUCUUGUUACUGCAUCUUGGGUCGGUCGCAUUGCUAGACAUGGCCACUAGCCAGCGUGCAUCACUGCAUUUUCAAGGGAGUAAGGCGAGGCGAAAG